Coniophora puteana RWD-64-598 SS2 is the source of this 2582-nucleotide messenger RNA. RefSeq lists its product as uncharacterized. Lineage: Eukaryota; Fungi; Basidiomycota; Agaricomycetes; Boletales; Coniophoraceae. The record is from RefSeq and is a predicted model, not a curated record. The annotation marks the transcript as partial. The transcript has 2 exons.
CCCGGACAGGGGCGCGGGCGGCAGGCAGGGAAACAAUCUGUACCAGAUGUUGGAGAGACUUGUGCGUUACCUUUUCUCCGUGUCUUCCUCCCCUCUUCCCUCCUUCUCAACUCACAUCUACCAGGCCACGGGCCCCGGCUUUGACGACGAAGACGAGAGCGACGCGGACGAGGAGGGGAACAGCAACAACAUCAAGACCUUCGACAAGAAGGACUUCGCGUGGGUUCUCCGCCAUCCGUGGCAGAGCUGGCGGGAGCGCUAUCGGAACCACGCCGACGCGUUCGACAGGCGCAUCGCGCAGAUCAUUGCAGACCACGAGGCCAACUAUAAUGAGGAGUACGCGAACCCGCAUGGGAUGGACCACCGUGACCGGCGAAACGGGCCUGUGGGACGGCAUAUCAAAGUUGGCGCGGUGCGCGAGGAUGGGGACGGGGGCAGUGAGAGGGCGGUGAGAAGGCCAUCGGCUAGGUCAGCGUCGAUGUCGAGGUCACCGCAGCGGCCGAUGGCGAAGAAGCGCCCGAGAGAGUCGGAGUGGUCUAGGGCUUCGCAUCCGAAGCGGCAGCGUCUCCAGGAAGAAGAGGAAGAAGAAGAAGAAGCCGAGCAGGCGGACGAACGGCCCAGGAAGAGGAAGAAAGCGCAAAAUCAAGAUGAAGGCGCCGUUGGCUCCGACGUCGAACUGCCCCGCUCGGCUGAGGAAGCCCGUGCUCGCGCUCGGGCGAAGAGAAAGGCUGGGUAUAUCGAUAUAACCGAUGACGAGGGCAGGCCUGAGGAGAACGUGCACGGUAGGCAGGAGUCCGAGGACUUCCCGAUCGAUGUAGACGCCGACCUGGAGCGACCCGAAUCACCGAUGGGCGCGGCCCACCAAGAUGUCGAAGAUGAAAACGAGCCGCUGCGCACACAGGCUACGCUUGUUGGCACGUCUGCUGCGCCAAAGACCAGGCUCCCUGCUCCUCCUCGGGGCUCGCCAACACGGCCGUCAAAUUCUCGCAAGCGUCGGGAGCCUGUCCAGGAUGAUGAGCGCCAUUCGUCGCCCAGAGCUCCAUCACCCACGCUCGUCGAGAGGCCGCAGAGGGAGCAGAGGCCGCUGCCAAGACCUCGACGAGCUCCUCAGGUGCCCGAGCCCGAGCCUGAGAACGAGCAAGAAGCAGAAGCCGAGGCCGACGGCGAGCUGGAGGUAGAUGUAGAGAUGGAGGCGGAACCUCAGCCGGAGCCUCAACCCGAAGCCCAGCCACGCACAACCAGACGCACCACGCGCCGCUCCGUCUCUCGGGCCCGUUCCCGUUCCCGAUCUCGCUCUCGCUCGCAGCCGCGCGUCCCGCCAACGCCUCGCAUGACUCGUGCGAGGUCGCGGUCACAGUCCCAGGCGCGGGCGGCUCCAGCUCAGACGCAGACGCAGAGUACUAUGCGCGUGACGAGGGCACGGUCGAGGUCGCAGUCUCAGGAGCCGCAGGCUCAGGCUCGGGAGCAAGCACUUGCCAAUCCGACACGAGGGAGGGGCAGGGGUCGCGCAGGGGCGCCGGCGCCGGCGCUUGAAGAUAUUCGCGAGAGUCCGAGCCCUCAGAAGAAUCGAAGGCAGAGUCCAGAGGCGAAGCUAGAGGCGGAUGCUAGUGUAGAUUCAGGCUCGAGCGCGUCACGAUCGGCCCGCGCACAAGUAUCGGUUCCGCCUGUGGAGACGCUGGACGCUGACGACCUGCAAGCGGUCGAGGCUAUGCUGCAAGCAGAGGUCGAGGAAACGCAGAGCGCUGAAGUGCAGGAGAUGGAGGAUGAGCUGAAGCAGGAGGACGUGGACGUGGACGAGUGGGAAGAAAGGGAGAGGGAGGUCAGCACGCCCUCGGACUCGGACGAUGCACGGACGCACCGCUUCUUGCAUCCGCACGUGCGCAGUCCCGCGCCGUCCCCGAGCUCGCCUCAGCGCCCUAGGCGUCGUGAGAGCACCAGGCCGCGAGAUUGGUCGCCGUUGCCCAUUCCGCAACCGCUGGAUCUGGACUCGGACGAUGACGAAGAUGAAGACAGUGACGAAGAGCUCGUGCGGGAUGUACGGGGACCGUCGUUUUCUAUAUCUGACAACACCGCACGCGAGAGAGGGGAGCAAACGAGCUUUGCGAGGCUUAGGCAGGGAGGGUUGCGUACUCCGCAGCAGGCGAUGUCUGCUUCUGCGUCUGGGGCUGCUGCGUCUAACGCACAGCGCCGGCCAGGCAAGGGCAAGGUCGAGGUGGUUAUCACGACUUCGCCGCACGGCAGGCGCUCUCAGGGGAAGCCGCCUUCUCGGUCGAACCCGCCGUCGCAAGCGCAGCAGCGCGUGCUUCGUUCUGGCGUCAAUGUGCCCGCGAGAGCGGAGCCGGAGUUCCCGUCGCCGGGGACGAAGGCGCGCGAGGUGCGUGAUGGGAUGGAGGAGGCGCUGGAUGCGUUGCCGUAUGUUCCGCCGGAGAAUACGAGGGCUGCGAGGGCUCUGAGGUCGAGGAACGUUUAGGCGUUUGGGGAUGAUUGAGGUGUAAGUUUUACCCGAUGAUUUACUUUAGAGGCGUUUAGUCUUUUACUUUGUACUAUAACUUUAUAUCUAUUAAUUGACCUGUCGCAUAUCG